This is a messenger RNA of Macrobrachium nipponense, 1564 nucleotides long. RefSeq lists its product as uncharacterized. Lineage: Eukaryota; Metazoa; Arthropoda; Malacostraca; Decapoda; Palaemonidae. The transcript has 8 exons. Gene Ontology annotation, molecular function: transcription coactivator activity; protein binding. Bases 1 to 1233 code for a protein of 410 amino acids. Gene Ontology annotation, biological process: positive regulation of transcription by RNA polymerase II; hippo signaling. Gene Ontology annotation, cellular component: cytoplasm; nucleus. The record is from RefSeq and is a predicted model, not a curated record.
AUGGCAUUGGGUUGGAAAAGUAAUGCAGACACAGAAGAGGCUAAAGAAAGAGAUGUGGUAGAGGAAACAAUGGAAGAUGAAGGGAAAAGACUGUACCCCUCUGAACUCGAGGACAGCCUUUGCACUACUUUUUGGAUGCCUUUCCAAUGGCUAUCUUUCAUUGCAACUUGUGAUUCCACAACAGGUCCAACUGAAGAGACAACUGUUCAUGGCAGUCACCACAGACCUCCCAAUGGCAUCUGUAUUCACAGAAGCUGUGUACUAGCAGACCCUGCAAGUUCCGUCAGCAUUCGUGCUGAGCGUGAAGCUGAAGCUCGAAAUCGAAGGCGUGAAGCUCGCCGUAGACAUCGCCAUGCCCAUCGGAGGAGAGCAAAUGCUGCUGAUCCUAAUCAAAGUCAUUCCAAUGGAAAUCUACAGCCAGUUGGAAAUUUGGCUGACUCUGAUAAUGAUCAAAGUGAUGAUUCCAAUGGAAAUGAAGGAGACAAUACCAGAGAACGAGUUAGGCGUUUAAGGAAUGGUACAGAUGAGUGGGUCAUGGUUUCAUUCCCGGUUGAUGCCCCAAACCAGUCAUCCAAUCGCUCAUUCCGACAGCGCUCUGCAGCAGGUACAGUAGCAGAGCCGAACAGACCUCAAGUGUCUAACCUUUUGAGUGUUCCUCCAUCAAAUCCCAAUCGGUAUCACCCUGAUCAAGAAGGGGAGUUCUGGUUGAGUCCAGAACCCAGUCCAGCAAGUUCUCCUACCAGUUCACCAGUGGUGCAACGUAUAGGAAAGAAGUGGAAGGAUUCUGUAUUGAGUCGCCUUUCUGGAUGCAACACGUGCAGAGGAGACUUGGCUAUUUUAUCUCGUCAUCGACCUCAAAUACAAAAGGCUACUUUUUUCAAGCCACAGACAACAACACCAACUAGUACAGAUGAAACACUACCUCGAGGAUGGACGAGUCAAGUGGCGCCAAAUGGCAGGGUGUUCUUCAUUGAUCAUAUUAACAAGCAGACAACAUGGAUAGAUCCCCGUUCUGGUAUGCCCAGCUCUCCGCCCAAUCAACGCCAUGCUAAUAAUUGGAGACACGAAGAUGAACUUGGACCAUUGCCUGAAGGAUGGGAACAACGAGUACAUUCUGAUGGAAGAAUAUUCUUCAUUGAUCAUAAGAACCGCACAACAACUUGGGAGGAUCCACGUUUGCUCAACCCAGCGAUUGCAGGAACAAAGCUAUUCCUUAUUCAAGGGAUUAUUUAAACAAAAAUAUGAGUUCUUCAAGUCGAAGAUCCCCAAACCUACCAACGUUCCUAACAAAUUUGAUAUAAAGGUGAAAAGAAGCAACAUUUUGGAAGACGCAUUUGGCAUCAUAAGCCAAGUGAAUCGUGUUGAUCUUUUGAGAACCAAGCUGUGGAUAGAAUUUGAUGGCGAAGUUGGGUUAGAUUAUGGUGGUGUUGCUAGAGAGUUCUUCUUCCUUUUGUCAAAAGAGAUGUUCAACCCUUAUUACGGCCUGUUCGAGUAUUCAGCUACGUAAGUGUUUUGUACAGUUGACCAAAGCCACCCAGGGGUGAUAAGCUGAAAUCUGCAAUAA